Anopheles funestus (African malaria mosquito) is the source of this 1043-nucleotide messenger RNA. RefSeq names its product ferritin subunit (gene Fer1HCH). Gene Ontology annotation, molecular function: ferric iron binding; ferrous iron binding. Gene Ontology annotation, biological process: intracellular iron ion homeostasis; iron ion transport. NCBI's taxonomy places the organism in Eukaryota, Metazoa, Arthropoda, Insecta, Diptera, Culicidae. The transcript is spliced from 4 exons. Bases 269 to 922 code for a protein of 217 amino acids. Gene Ontology annotation, cellular component: cytoplasm. The record is from RefSeq and is a predicted model, not a curated record.
AGUGCUCGUUUCGUGAGAACAAUACGUAGCAAGCCGUGAACGAGUGAAGUGCGCGUUUGUCAUUGAAGACAAGCAAAUUCACAUCCAAGCUGUACACACUUCCGCAAGGAACGUUAAACAAAUUCUUAACCCUCAGUGUUGCGUCUCGCGUAAAGCUGUCGUCCUUCUGUGCCAGUGCGUAUAAAGGCCUGACAACUUACAUCUUCUAACAACAAAAAAAACACACCAAACCUUUUCCAGUGUGUCAUCGUACAACCAUAACUAGGAAAUGAUGAAAUCGAUCUUCUUUGGAAUCGUUGCCCUGAUGUUUGCGGCUGUUGUCAUGCAGCAGGAGCAAGCAUCUGCACAGGUUACCGAUACGGAUCAGCCCUCAAGCACCGACGAAUGGAACUACAUGAACCGAAGCUGCUCCGCUAAGCUGCAGGAUCAAAUUAACAAAGAGUUCGAUGCAGCGAUCUUCUACAUGCAGUACGCCGCCUACUUCGCUCAGUACAAGGUGAACCUACCCGGGUUCGAAAAUUUCUUCUUCAAGGCUGCCUCGGAAGAACGCGAGCAUGGCAUGAAGCUGAUCGAAUAUGCGCUGAUGCGUGGACAAAAGCCAAUUGAUCGCAACACUUUUUCGCUUCACUUCGCUAAUCAGGUGCAGCAACCAGAACCGGGACCAGAAGGUUCGGUGGCACUGACUGCUUUGAAGGGUGCCCUCGCUAAGGAACAGGAGGUAACCAAGAGCAUCCGCGAGCUGAUCAAAAUCUGCGAGGAAGAUCACAACGAUUACCAUCUGGUAGACUACCUGACGGGUGAAUUCCUGGAAGAACAGCACCAGGGACAGCGCGAUCUGGCUGGAAAGAUCACCAUGUUGGGCAAGUUGUUGCGAACGAAUCCCAAGCUGGGCGAGUUUAUGUUCGACAAGCAGAACAUGUAAAAUGCAUUAAAGAAGAUGAGGAGAACCUUGUGCAAGAGCACAUUGCGUUUGAAUUUCGCGUGAUUGGUGUGCUAGAGGUAAAACUUCAAUAAAAAAAAACAACCUUCCGAUAACAUUCAAA